Messenger RNA from Aspergillus ochraceoroseus IBT 24754, 5163 nucleotides. Its product is annotated as pentatricopeptide repeat protein. The transcript is spliced from 4 exons. The record is from RefSeq and is a predicted model, not a curated record. NCBI's taxonomy places the organism in Eukaryota, Fungi, Ascomycota, Eurotiomycetes, Eurotiales, Aspergillaceae. Gene Ontology annotation, molecular function: protein binding; oxidoreductase activity, acting on the CH-NH2 group of donors. The coding region runs from base 1 to 5163 and encodes 1720 amino acids.
AUGGUUUUCAAGCCGUUUACCCAUAUCGCGCGUCAGAGUUUCACCAAGGCCUUUACUCAUGGCUAUGCUCAAUCCGUAGUCGCCGCAUCCCAGUCGUCCUACGCGUCGUCCACAACCCUUAACCACCUCACUGCCGCUCAUCCCGCCAAAUUCUCACGCACUGCUCAGUUGCAACAUGUCUUCCAACCCUCAAGUUCCUCAGGCGCUGGCGCCAAGGCCGGUCAGGCGGGUUCGGGUUCGGGAGAUGCGGGUUUAGCCGCAUACUAUGCCGCCUGGCAACAAGCCCAGCAGACUGGCGAUGAUAGUGACUGGAAACAAUUGCAGCUCAAGCAGAGAGUCGGCUGGAAACCUUCUACGGAGGAAGAGGCGGCCCAGCAGAAGGAGGGAGAUGACCUGUCCACCUCCCCUACCGAUUUCCAUCAUUCUCCCCAUAUCACCAAAGCCUCCGCCAAUUCCGAUGUGAGUGCCAAGGUGGAGGAGGCAGUCGCCCGCGAAAUUCAGAUUCAAGAAGAGCAAGCUCAAGCGGAGGAAGCAUCCGAGACCCACGAUACCUCCGCUACCGAGGCCUUCCCUGACCUGCCACCUGAUGUCGCCGCUGUGGAAAACUACGCGACCGAGGAGUCACGCAUAGCGUCAGAACGAAUCGUCGAGCUUGCGUCAUCUAAGCAGUUUGCGGACGUCCCGGGUGCGUUUGCAGCGCUCCUCCGAGAUGGGCUCAUCCCAACGGUUGGUGCCUACAACGCGUUGUUGGACUCGGCCAUCCACCUGCAUGAUGAUUUAUCGCAAGCCAUCCCGAAAGCCCUCGAUGUUUAUUCCGACAUGCUUCGCCGCAGGGUUAUUCCUGACGAGCAAACCUAUCAGAUGCUGGUCCAGCUCUUCGUCACCCGUGCCCAUGACGCCGCCAAGGCUAUGGAGGUGCUGGAACAAGAACGCGUCCGCUAUGGGGGUAUGGAGGAGCCUGGCAAAUUUAUGCUGCACUCCAGUGAGCUGGAGAGAGCCAUCCUGGCGGAGGACGAGUCCCUCAGAAUCGCCAUGAAACUGUUUGAUACCGCCACUUCGCGUCACAAGGGGCUUGUCUUUUCCUUGGAUACAUAUCGCUAUCUGAUCACCGCCUGUGCAACCGAGGGACACAUGGAGCAGAUGAUCCGUGUUUACGCCCAUAUGGAAACCCACAAAGUGAUUCCUCAUGCCUCCAUUUUCCCUUCGAUGAUCGACGCUUUCGCUUCCUCUGGGGACCUGCGGAGCGCUGUCGAGUGCUACAAUGAAUACAGGGCGCUCGCGGUCGCUGAUGACAACGGUACAUUCUGCAUCGUCCAGCGGCUAGAUGGCCAGGUCUAUGCAGCCUUGAUCAAGGCUUAUAUCUCCUGUGGCAAGGAGGAGAACGCGAUGCGUUUCCUGGCGCGGAUCCGUACCUCCUUCGACGGGGUGACGGAGAACCGUGAAGCGCGGCAGGGUGCAAUGGAGUCCGUUAUCUUCCAUGAUGCCCUGGUGCAGCAUGCUCUCAAAUCGGGUGAUCAUGAACGGGCCCUCGAGCAAGCCAAGACACGACUGCAUGAUGGGGCACUGGAUCAGGCCAUGUCCCAAAUCUGCAUGGUGGCCGCUGAUUCGGGUAACUUGAAAACCGCUUCCGAAGCGUAUGACCGUCUCCCCACAGACAUUGAAACGCGCCAGAAGCCUGCUGUUUCAAUGCUAGCCCUUCAUGUGCGCGAAGGAAAUGUGUCUGCCGCGCGACCCCUGUGGCUAAUGUUGAGUACGGUGGGUCAGGCAACAUCGGAUAUGGUCCAACCGACCGUCAUGUAUGCCGUGGCCCUCCUCAAGAGUGGUUACACCGAGGAGGCUUUGAUCCAGGCGCGAAAUAUGUUCACUCGCAUCCGCAGUGCCUCGAUCAAAAACUUGUCGACAAGUUCUGUUCGUGAACAAAUUAACGAAAGUAUUCAUCUCCUCAGUCGUGUUCUUGUGCAGAGUGCUACUGUGCUCUCUCCUCAAGCUUCCAUGUCGCUCUUGUGGUUGAUGGUUGAGAAUGGAGGCUUAGUGUCUCCCGCUGCUGAGCAUGCCGUCGCCUUCCUCGGCCCUCUCGAGAUUUCGCAGCUCAGCCCGCGCGAUCUUGCCCUGGCUCUUCAGGUUCAAGCAGGCAUGCUAGUCAACAACCAUUCCAUGUCCUUCGAUGUUGCCCAUCCUAUUCGCUUUGCUCAUAUGCUCGACAUUGCUUUGGCAACUGGCCUCGCUAUGGAUUCCACCACGGUCAACUUGGUGGACCAAGCCGUGGGAAAGUUGUUCAACAGCAGACCCGACAUGGUCAAACGGUGGCAUAGCUAUCUUGGCCUGACCUCCAGCCCUUCCAGCUUUCUCUCUGGUUGCCAGACCCCCGUUUCCGAGCUGUCUAGCAUGAGCUCGGUGCCCAGUGACGACACCUUUGACCCUUAUGCCUACGCCACCGAUUUCAAGGGAUCCGCCAUGAUUGCCGACGAACUUGAGAUCACCCAUGGUCGCCCCGAGUCCCACCUGAACGAAGCAUUGAAUCGACUCCGCAACAUGCGACGCGCUGGGCGACACCCACGCUAUAUCACCUAUGCUAAGCUCAUUGCUGCCGCUGCCAAGUGCAAUCGUGUGGAUCUUGUGCACGAAGUCUUGAGUAUGGCGAGGCGCGAUGUUCCUCUUCUCCCUCAAUACAAGGCUGUGAAAUACGGCUGGACCUCUAUUCUUGAUGCGAUGGUUGCCUCUUGUCUCACCCUGGGGGACCGGGGACUGGCCACCAAAUACCACAAUGAACUUUCGGAACUUGGUUCUGCCCCAUCUGCCAACACUUUCGGUCUGUAUAUCACGACUCUGAAGGAGUCCACGAAGACGUUUGACGAAGCCACCGAAGCUUUGAAGAUUUUCCAUCGUGCUGUUGCUGAGGGUGUUGAACCCACCUCGUUCUUGUACAAUGCUCUCAUUGGCAAGCUCGGCAAGGCCCGUCGCAUUGAUGACUGUCUCCAAUAUUUCGCCGAAAUGCGUGCCAAUAACGUUAGACCCACCAGUGUGACCUACGGUACCAUCGUCAACGCUCUUUGUCGUGUUAGCGACGAGCGUUUCGCCGAAGAGAUGUUCGAGGAGAUGGAGUCUAUGCCCAACUACAAGCCCCGCCCUGCACCUUACAACUCGAUGAUUCAGUAUUUCCUCAACACCAAACGGGACCGCCCCAAGGUUCUAGCCUACUACGAACGCAUGCUGAGUCGUAACAUCAAACCUACCAUGCACACAUACAAGCUGCUUAUCGACGCGCAUGCUUCCUUGGAGCCCGUGGAUAUGGAGGCUGCCGAAAAGGUUCUCGAGACCAUCAAAGCCUCUGGACAGGGGCCCGAAGCAGUGCACUAUGCAUCUCUUAUUCACGCCAAGGGCUGUGUGGUGCGCGAUAUGGAUGCUGCUCACAAUGUGUUCAAGUCUGCGGUCUCGAACCCCAAGAUGAACGUGCAGCCCUGCCUGUAUCAAGCCCUGCUUGAAUCCAUGGUGGCUAACCACCAAGUGAGCCAGACCGAGGCCAUCGUUGAGGACAUGGUUAGCCGCAAGGUGGAGAUGACCGCCUACAUUGCGAACACUCUCAUCCACGGAUGGGCUGCUGAGGGCAACGUCGAAAAAGCCAAGGUUGUCUACGAUAGCAUCGGAAUUGACAAGCGGGAGCCCAGUACCUACGAGGCGAUGACUCGUGCAUUUUUGGCCACCAAUAACCAGGAAGGUGCUUCUCGCACGGUGCAAGAGAUGCUCUCCCGUGGAUAUCCUACUGCUGUCGCCAACAAAAUCGUCGAUCUGGUUGGCAACGGCACCCAUUCAGCGGGCGGCUCUGGCGUAUUUUUGUGGACAAUCUGGAUUUACAUGGUGUAUCUAUACCACGGCUUGGGAUUCUGGGUUGUGGUUUGUGCAUUUUCAUUUUGUUGGAUAGAGACUCUCAACUCUUUAACUGUCCGGGGCUGCUGUCGUUCUAUGAGUCACUCUUGGCUGUGGAAUACAGCCCAUUCUUUCAUCCGUCGCAAUUAUCACGCGAGUCCGUUACGCUACUUCCCCAUGGACCACCCAAGGCAAGCCGCCCCUGGGAGCAUUCCCCUGGGCCAGGAUGGAAAGCGGCCGAAGAAGCUCAUCUUUGCUCCCGGCGAUAUCGAGCCAACCCCCGAGUCCAAAACACCAAUUUCUUCUGAGACUACCGUUCCCGUCUCUGCAUUGCCUUCUCGACUUGUUGCGGAGGCUCUUCGUUCCAAGACCAUGACGCCCACAACGGCCAUGGAUAAGCAGGUCGUGUCGCACCCCGCCCGCGCCCAUCAGUUCGUCAGCAACCCCCCACUUACCGUCUCCCAAUUACACCCCACAAAUCCCCUUUACCAAUUCCAUUCGUGGUUUCGUGAUCCGCGUCUAGCGCCAUCGUCAGCACCGGAAACGUGCACGCUGGCCACGGCUUCUCUGCCCUCGGGGCGGGUGAGUGCGCGCAUCGUCUACCUCAAGGAGCUGGACGAGAGGGGGUGGGUGGUAUAUAGCAACUGGGGGAGUCGGGAGGGUAAAGGUGGACAGGUCUUCGGGACCGGGGACACAUCAGGGGAGGAUCUUGAUGUCACUUGUAGCGGGAGUGUUCCAGAGUCCAUGCCUGUCCCGGGCGAUGAGCCUCUUCAGGAAGGGUUCCAGCAAGGCAAUAAAUGGGCAGCGCUUACAUUCUGCUGGUCGCCACUGGAACGCCAGGUGCGGAUUGAGGGACUGGUCGAGCCGUUGAGUCGCGAGGAAAGCGAGAUGUAUUGGCGGACCAGGGAGCGUGGGAGCCAGAUCGGAGCUUGGGCCAGUUGGCAAAGCAAAGUGUUGUGGUCGGCAGAGCCUGCCACGCUGAUUGACCGGCGGCGCAAGAGCCUUGGUCCGGGGAUGGACUCGAUUGUCUACCCUGACAUUCCAAGCGAUGUGAAUGAGACCGAUAUCGACGAUGGACGAGCGCUACUGGAGAAGCGCGUGCAGGAGAUAGAGGCACGGUUUGCUGGCACCAAAGAAAUCCCUCUCCCCCCGUUCUGGGGUGGUGUACGACUCAUUCCAGAGUCGGUAGAGUUCUGGCAGGGCCGUCGGAGCCGGUUGCACGAUCGAUUCCGAUAUGUGAGGAUCCAUGGGCAGGACGAAUCCUCAUAUAAAUGGAAGGUCCAGCGGCUUUCGCCUUGA